AUGACUACUUCGUUAGGGGUCUCGGGACUACAGCGGCUUCCUUACGAACUAGUUGCCUACGUCGUGCAAGAGCUAGACAUCGAGGAUGUAUACCACUGGUCACUGUGCUGUAAGCACUUCCAGUAUAUCAUACGCGACGACCAUUUCUGCAAACCGGUGGUUGCGACGAAAGUGCCGAAUACCCUCGAGGCUCGAGAGGCGAUGGAAACUGGCCGCUAUUCACGGGCGUUGCGGCGUAUCGCCAAGCGACGCGAGGCGCUAUCGAAGGCCUCUCCUUACCUUGUUGGUAUUGUCGCUUGCGCUGAUUCGUAUGCAUUCUUCGGCGGUAAAUUGUGUUACGUCAUCGAAGCUCGUCCCCAGAGGUGGCUCCGGAUACUUGACAUACACGGGUCAACCGAUCAGGAACUUGUCGUGGAUAUCCCCAAGCUGAUAGCUGAAGCCAUUCCACAGGCAACGACUUGUCGUAAGUACAAGUUCAGAGUACUCUACCAAGCAGCCGGGAUCGUAAGUUGCCUGUUUUCUUUCGCUCAGCAUGAGACGGAAAAUUGGCUUCUCAUCAUUAAGCCUCAAUCAAGCCAAAUCCUUGAGGCGUUCCGCCUAGCUUCUACGGCCAGAAUAUUCGUCAGAAAUAACGACAAGUUUCUCUACUUCGGCACACACUCCGAGGAGGGAGCUGAUGGGCUUAGAAGAUGGGCCCUAAAAGGCUACGAUCUGACUACCAACUCCUGGCUCCCUCACCCCAGAGUGUACAUGGCAAGUUUGGCAGGGUAUGAAAUAGGGUCGUCAGUCUGCUUUGAGAUAUUCGGUGAUUAUUUCUACGGCGUCUCCAAUCGAACUCUAAAUGAAAUCGACGAUCCCAACUGGCGCUCUUAUUAUUACUGCUUUCGCUUCCCCUUGAGCGACCCUUCUCAUUCGAAGCUCCAGGUGAUGGGCAGCGAAGACAGUUGGAGAAGAUCACACCAAGAAGGUCCUAUUGAUGAUCGUUGGGGGUUUCUCUCCUUGGAGAUGGACGAGGCCAGCGGAGACAUCGUUAUCCUGGAGUGUAGAAAAGAAUGGUUGAAUGGCGAGAGCAACAGCAAGCGUACAUAUUACACAACCGAGGUGAUAUUCCGCGAAAAUACCACCCAGAGGGUUUACCAAAGGCUCGGAGCCGAUACAACGACGAGGGGCGUACGUGACCAUGCACAGUCUGACUCCAACAUACAAUGGCUGCCUCAGUAUGCUCAUUUGGAUGAGCGCCCUGAUGCCUCGUUAUGGAUACGAAGCAAAAUGCAUUUUUGCGCUUAUAUCAGAUGCUGUCAUACCUUUAUUGAUCUGAUUAAUGAUACAGAUUCGGACGCCUCCGGCGAGCCGCAGCUACGUCUCCGAACGGGCUAUAGAAGAUUGAAGCCAGGUGUAAGACUACCGUCGAGACAGUCGAUUUUGGAGACUGUGAGGUACGUUAGCGAGCCUACCAUGCAGCCCCAUGGGGUGCAUAACCCUUAUCAACCCAAUAAGCGAUAUAUCUGGCCCCCUAAGCAAGAUUCGCGAGAGCUAGACAUUUCUCUAGAUAGGGUUCGGCAGCUACUUGAUAUCCAAGGCUACCAGGGCCGUGUAGCUGCUACGGGUGACGAGCGCUCGGUAAUCUACGCAACUAGUGAUGGCUCCAAAGGGAGUGUCCAAGCCCUCGUAUUCAUCACUUUCGACCCCGCAGCUAGAUUCGAAGGCAUGACCUAUGGUGGAAACAUCCUCGGCCAACAAAUUCCAUCAGACGUCUACGAUAGUGCAGAUCUAGACGCAGACCAGCGAGCGAAGUCAAGCACUAUGUUGCAGUCUGGCCCCAAUGUUUCCAUGGGGGCUGCAGUGAGACAGAGCGGAGCUGACACGGCAGCAAACCAGUUAUCGUUAGACGCCGCGCUGGAUUCAUCAGCAGGUCCCUCCCUUCCACCUCAUCACGACGCCAGUAGCGUCGAGUCUUGGGCUUGUUAUGAAAACGCCAUGCACCUCGCAAUACAACGGAAGCUCUAUUUCAGCCGGUAACCUCGGAUAACCCGAAAAAUCCAAGGCGAACUGUGUGGACCACGAUGGUAGCCAUCUGGAAUGUCUGCAUGAGUAAUACAUGCUGUGAGUAUGUGGCCAAGCCUUAAGCCAAUCAGCGCGGUGUCAGUUGAGCAUAGGCAUUACGCUCAGGCACCACCAGUAUCCGAAUCCUAGGCCAACUUUUGCGGGAAAGGGCCAUCCCAUCUACUUUUAGGAGAUUUUGAUCAUAGCGGAAAGGAGACAACAUCAGGAUGUAGCAAGCUUCGGGAGCGUGCCUUAUUAAGCUGGGAAGCUAGUCCCCAUAUCACGGGACGGCCAAUAGAUGACGAGCUUACCACGCUCGUUCGUUCCACUACAGGCUAGGCCGAAGAUCUAUCUGGGAGAGGUGAUGACCCCUGCUACGCGUUGGUCGCCUGGUUCGCCUGGCUACAUAUGAGGCAACUAGACAUGCCGCGAUGCGGACCUGCAAUCACCAAAUAUCGUGGGGCAUUGCCUAUGUUAUGUAGUAUUGAGCCUAGUUGACUGACAGAAAGGCUUCCUUAGUCUUCUCUGAUUAUGCGUCGAGCUCCCCGAUGUAAAGAACGGUGCUGGGGGCUAUGCGCGACACUGCCCUAAUCAGUCCGUCCGCCACAACAA
Molecule: messenger RNA, 2655 nt
Organism: Xylaria bambusicola
Lineage: Eukaryota; Fungi; Ascomycota; Sordariomycetes; Xylariales; Xylariaceae
Exons: 2
Coding region: 1-2019 (672 amino acids)
Molecular function (GO): protein binding
Source: RefSeq, a predicted model, not a curated record